GCUGUGGCAUUUUGACAUUGAGAAUUCUAUUAGUGAUACCCUGCUUUGUGAGAUACUUGAAACAUCGCUCACGUUUCUGUGCGGUUGGAACGAGCAAAUAAUUCGCUUAAAUUUCUUUCCCAUUCCAGACAUUUUCAGCAAUCCUAACAUUCAUCAAGGGCGAAGAGGAAGUGGAUUUGUGCACGUGCGCGAGAGUAUUUAUGUACGCUUUCUGAGCCGUUUCCCGUCAGAGAGGUGAUUUGGCGGACACUCGCGCACUUCUUCAAAGGGAGCAUUCAUCAAAUAUCAUCUUGAGUAAUUCUCCUUACAGAGUGGGUAAUUUUGAUCAAGCACGCACAAAAUACAUCAGUGCAGUAAGGCCAACUUAAAAAUAUCAACCAGAUAAAAAAAGGCUGACGCUAACGGAGUGCCUGCUAAUUCACGUGGUCAAGAGUUUAAAAUAAGCAUAUAAGCCAAGUUACGGCAUCAACCAUAAACAGACCUCUACCGAUUCGGAAGCAAGAACCGUCCAGAUUUUCCCGGCAUAGAAAAACUUCGGAAGAAGCGACAGAUCCCGUAACUUUUACAUUAGCACAAAAUGAAGACAAGAGUUGCUUUCCUUGCGUUUGUGGCUGUUUUCAGCUUAUUCAUUCUUAAUGUUGAUGCUUUCUGCAAUAGGUCACGACCGAAGAUCGACUUGACACCUUAUGGUGCAUUUCCCUACUGCGAGUACAAAGGGAUAGGGCUCCGUCCUGGGUCAGUGAUAUAUACCAAAGACUGCAUGCGCUGCGAGUGCUUCAGGACCGGGCUAUCCUGUUGCGGGCAGGGUCUGAAGGCCGGGGUGAUAGCGGGGCCGCCAGGGCUCAAAGCAGUCAGCGUAAACUGCAAGAUCCAGUGGGUACCUGAUGAGGUCGGCACUGCGGGUCUGUCGGAGAAAGAACCAAGCAGUGAAAUCCCCUCCGUGUUGGUGGGGUAAUCAGCAACAGCAGCGGCGGCAGCAACAGCGGCGGCAGCAGCUCUUGACUUGAUUUCCACUUUUAUUCUGUGAAUGAAUCUAUUAUAUAGCACUAUGACGUCGUCCAGGUCCAAUGUCACAGUUAUAAACUAGUGAACAUUUUUGUUCGAAAAUGGGGAUUCUUGGUCUGUAUUUCCACAAAUGAAUAAAAUACCGGUGUUAUUACGGCCGGCGCACGCUAUGAGUUACGAGCUGAGCGAAUGUUCUCGUGAGCUUAGCAAUUUGACUGGUUGUUAUCAUUUUUUCCUCAGGGAAUAUCGAGCGUGUUUUGUAUCUCAAGUCAGCGCACACUUUCAAUGCUGUAUCAAAUUUGAUUUUAGGUAGAUGGCUGAGCUUGGAUCUCGUAGUGUGCGCCGGACGUUAAUUCGUGGCCUCUUUCAACACGUGUUUGAAGGUCUUCAACUAAUUAUAGCGACAGAUGGAGUUAUCAAACAUGUUUUUUCCUGGCAUUAAGUGAAAAAUACUCGUUCCAGGGGUUACAAACUCUGCAUUUCUCUACGUGCCUAGAUUUAGUGCACAGUGUAUAUUGACUUUCAUAGUUAUUUAAAAUAACUGCUGAAUUGCUAUUAUCUACCGGUACUAUUAUUAAUUAAUUAAUUUAUUUAUUUCGAAAAAAGUCUAGCAAGCAUAUAAUGUGGGGACAUAUUUAGUGUUGGUGGCCUUUAAGUUCCCACAGAAAACCGACGUUAAAAUCGGUGUUAUAAUGUGUGACAAGAUGAUGACUUGAUAAAAAACUGUACAUUUAAUAUUAUGAUGUUUAGCAUCCGCAGGAUCCAUAUUGUUAAAGACAGAGGAGAUCGAAGCACUUAGUGUUCCACUGUCCGUCUCAUUCACGAGUGCAUUCAUAUUUUCAUAUACUUAAAACGGAUACCUGGGUAGGCUUUGGUCAACAAUCAUUAUGGUGAUAUGUGUGCCUAUAGCAUUCUAGAUGGUAUCCACCUUUACUAAUUAUAUGACAAUAUUUCAAAAUGGUAUUAAAUACAGUUCUUGAUGUACGUGCAUCAUGUAUUUCAAUCUAGGUUUGCAAUUGCGUCACGCAAAAAUUCUUUUGUUGCCCCUGUCAUGAUUUUUGAAAGGGGUGGUGAUGAAUCUUGUUUUUUUUUGUGUUGUAAAUAUGAGUGGAAGAGGGAAGUGCGUUAUAGAAUGAUAAACAUAUCAUUUGUAAUAAAGGCUUUCGUAUUA
Molecule: messenger RNA, 2176 nt
Organism: Lingula anatina
Lineage: Eukaryota; Metazoa; Brachiopoda; Lingulata; Lingulida; Lingulidae
Product: beta-microseminoprotein
Source: RefSeq, a predicted model, not a curated record